AUGUCCCACCAGCCACUCAGCUGCCUGACAGAAAAAGGGGACAGUCCUAAUGAAAGCCCAGGAAAUGGACCCCCUAAUCGGGCUCAUCCAAACCUGGACACCUUCACCCCAGAGGAACUGCUAGAGCAGAUGAAGGAGCUCCUUGUUGAGAACCAUCAGCUGAAAGAGGCCAUGAAGCUAAAUAAUCAAGCUAUGAAAGGGCGGUUUGAGGAGCUUUCUGCCUGGACAGAGAAACAGAAAGAAGAGCGCCAGUUCUUUGAGAUCCAAAGCAAAGAAGCCAAAGAGCGCUUAAUAGCCUUGAGUCAUGAAAAUGAAAAAUUGAAGGAGGAACUUGGACAACUUAAAGGGAAAGCAGAAAGGUCAUGUGAGAACUCAACUGGUGACUCUAAGGUUCCCAAGGCAGAGCCAGAGCAGGAAAUGGAGCAGCUGAAGACACAGGUGGUUCGCCUGCAAGCUGAAAAAGCAGAUCUGCUGGGCAUCGUAUCUGAAUUACAGCUCAAGCUGAACGCAAGCGGCUCCUCUGAAGACUCCUUUGUUGAAAUUAGAAUGGCUGAAGGAGAAGCAGAUGGAGCAUUAAAAGAAAUCAAGAAUAGUCCUGGUCCCAUAAGAACUGACUCCACUGACAGGUAGGUGAAGGUUUAGGGCUUGACAUUGUCUUAAUAUAGGAGCAAAUCUGCAGAAGAAGCCAGGAAUUAUUUGGAAUUUGAGGAAUUAACUGUGAGCCAACUCCUGCUUUGUCUAAGAGAAGGAAACCAGAAGGUGGAGAGACUUGAAAUUGCGCUCAAGGAAGCCAAAGAAAGAAUUUCAAAUUUUGAAAAGAAAGCAAAUGAUCAUGUUGAGAUGGAGACCCAGACCGAGGGCAGCACAGACGCAGAGAAAGAAGAGGAGAAAGACACAGAGACUGUUGGAAGUGAAGUGGAAAUGCUGAACCUUCAAGUGACGACCCUGUUUAAAGAGCUUCAAGAGGCUCAUACUAAACUCAGUGAAGCAGAGCUCAUGAAAAAAAGACUUCAAGAAAAGUGUCAGGCCCUUGAAAGGAAAACUUCUGCAGCCCCAUCAGAGUUGAAUGAAAAGCAAGAACUUGUAUAUAAUAACAAAAAGUUAGAGCUACAAGUGGAAAGCAUGCGCUCGGAAAUCAAAAUGGAACAAGCUAAAACAGAGGAUGAAAAAGCCAAAUUUGCCGCUCUACAGUUGACACACAACAAGCUUCUUCAAGAGCACAGUGAAGCAUUGAAAACAAUUGAGGAACUAAAAAUGAAAGAAGCAGAGCAAGUGGACAAGGCAGUACUGCAGGAACUAAAGGAGAAACUGGAACUGGCAGAGAAGGCCCUGGCUUCUAAGCAGCUUCAACUGGAUGAGAUGAAACAGACCAUUGCCAAGCAGGAGGAGGACCUUGAAACCAUGACUGUCCUCAGGGCCCAAAUGGAGGUUUACUGUUCUGAUUUUCAUGCUGAAAGAGCAGCGAGAGAGAAGAUUCAUGAAGAAAAGGAACAACUGGCAUUGCAGCUGGCAAUUUUGCUGAAAGAAAAUGAUGCUUUUGAAGAUGGAGGCAGGCAGUCCCUGAUGGAGCUGCAGAGUCGUCACGGGGCCAGAACAAGCGACCCAGAUCAGCAGGCUUAUCUUGUUCCAAGAGGAGCUGAGGAUAGAACCUGGCGGCAGCAGCAACAAAGGAAUAUUCCAAUUCAUUCUUGCCCCAAAUGUGGAGAAGUUCUGCCCGACAUAGACACACUGCAGAUUCAUGUUAUGGACUGCAUCAUUUAA
Chrysochloris asiatica (Cape golden mole) is the source of this 1761-nucleotide messenger RNA. It is a transcript of the gene OPTN, whose product is annotated as optineurin. Gene Ontology annotation, molecular function: K63-linked polyubiquitin modification-dependent protein binding. Lineage: Eukaryota; Metazoa; Chordata; Mammalia; Afrosoricida; Chrysochloridae. The transcript has 13 exons. Gene Ontology annotation, cellular component: Golgi apparatus; nucleus; cytoplasm. The record is from RefSeq and is a predicted model, not a curated record. Gene Ontology annotation, biological process: Golgi ribbon formation; protein localization to Golgi apparatus; regulation of canonical NF-kappaB signal transduction.